Ceraceosorus bombacis is the source of this 1212-nucleotide messenger RNA. The record is from the annotation of a GenBank genome assembly. NCBI's taxonomy places the organism in Eukaryota, Fungi, Basidiomycota, Exobasidiomycetes, Ceraceosorales, Ceraceosoraceae.
AUGGACAGCAUGCCGAGCAGCAAGAGGCUGCGUCUAGAUUCGUUUACCUACGCCCGGACUUCAUCGUUUGACUUGGAGGUAAAUCCGCCUCACGGCUCAGCAGUCACUUCAUGCUCGCCAUCAGAAGGCUCGGAAGCACACACCCCGCCCAUCCAAGCAGCGAAUCACCCCUUCGCAUCCACUGGAGGAUUUCCUCAAGCUCCAAAGGCGCCUUCACGCAAGGGGCGUCGCUGGAUCAACGAUAGCCGAGAAGUCAGCCCUCUUGCCUCUGGCUUCAGCCUCAACGAUGUCCAAAUGUCAGAUUCUGUCACGGCUCCGCUAUCUUUGUGCCCUUCGGCAAACAAACGAACACGCGCAAUGCUGCGAAGAGGCUUGGAUGAGGAAGAAGAUGCGCCCCAUGUGAAUAACAGGCAAUUGCGCAUGGCUCAGAGGUUAUCGAGCAGGCUUGCUGCCCUCAACGACCCUGCCAUCUCUGGUCCAGCCUCAACCGGUAGUCAUCCAGCCCUGGGCCUCAACGUAUCGCCCAUGCCUCUGGACGAGGGUUUUGCUCUGCAACCGUUUUUCGAUGAAAGCCUCGCGCGUCGCUCCCCUUCGCAUGAACCGGAAAAGGACCUCAACGAUGACGCUGCCAUGUCGGUCGACGAAGAGCCCAACAAUCUCGCAACGUCAUCUCGCGCUCCACCGACAAGUACGCCAUCAGGCAUCGCGAUGGGUCGUUCCAUAUCCGCCAAUGGACCUCCGAGGCUUGCAGGCUCGCCUGUCCACGGUCCGGUCACACAAAUGUAUGAUGGCCUUCCUCUGCUGCGCAUUGCAGCCUCGAGAACACCGCUCAGGACGAGGGCGCAACUGCGUGCCGCCGCGGCGACAGCAUCAGCAUCAGCAUCAGCAUCAGCAUCAGCAUCAGCAUCAGCAUCAGCAUCAGCAUCAGCAUCAGCGUCCACCUCGUCUUGUCAACGUCCUUCAGAGCAAGGCCGGAUAAGAGAAGCAUCCAUCGCUAGCCAACCUCUUCCCGACAGAUGCCAAUCUCCCGACCCGUUCACUUGCAGGCCGAGGAGCGCUUCUUCCAGCUCGUCUUGUACCAGUCCUAGACCGCAACAUCGGCGUCAGCGUAGUCGAAACAGCCCCGCCAGCGCCAGAUGCACCCCCUUUGGUGAUUACUUUGGCGACUGGAGCGGGAACAGCAACAGUGCUGGUGGAGGUCCCAUCUGCUGA